Molecule: messenger RNA, 2883 nt
Organism: Linum trigynum
Lineage: Eukaryota; Viridiplantae; Streptophyta; Magnoliopsida; Malpighiales; Linaceae
Source: the annotation of a GenBank genome assembly
GAAUUCCUUCUCUUUUUUCCAUUCUCAUUCUUUCCACUAUUUUAUCUGGUCUUUCUUUCCAUCAAAGGAGACGGAGAGAAAGAAAGAAAACUAUCAAUUUUCUUUUCUAAUUCAAUUGCUUCUCCAUCUGAAGAUUCAGAUCUCAAACAAACUCGAUCAAACAUUUUAACCAUCACACAAUUCCUGGAAAGAAAGAAAAAAAGAAAUAUAUUUUUUCUACUUUCCUCCUCUGGUUGAAAAAAGAAGACGAAUAGAACAAUCACAAAGAUUGACAAUGGCAACAGUGUCCCCUCUCGCCAAGUACAAACUUGUCUUCUUAGGCGAUCAGUCCGUAGGAAAAACCAGCAUCAUCACUCGCUUCAUGUACGAUAAGUUUGACACCACUUAUCAGGCUACGAUUGGAAUCGACUUUUUGUCAAAGACAAUGUAUCUCGAAGAUCGAACUGUUAGAUUGCAGUUAUGGGAUACAGCUGGACAAGAGAGAUUUAGGAGUCUUAUUCCUAGUUAUAUUCGAGAUUCUUCUGUUGCUGUCGUAGUAUAUGACGUAGCCAACAGGCAAUCAUUCUUAAAUACUUCUAGGUGGAUUGAAGAGGUACGAACAGAACGAGGGAGUGAUGUUAUCAUAGUGCUUGUUGGCAACAAAACCGAUCUCGUUGAAAAAAGGCAAGUGUCGAUAGAGGAAGGAGAUGGCAAGGCUAAAGACUUCGGAGUUAUGUUUAUAGAGACUAGUGCAAAAGCAGGUUUCAAUAUCAAACCACUUUUUCGCAAAAUUGCUGCUGCACUGCCAGGGAUGGAAACCCUUUCUUCGACAAAGCAAGAAGAUAUGGUUGACGUAAAUCUAAAGCCUACAGUGAAUUCAUCUCAAGCUGAGCAACAAGGAGGAGGAUGUGCUUGUUAAAAAUGUAUUUUCCUUGAACAGAAAAUGACACGAAAAUAGAUAAAACCAUACAUUUGGAGUUUAUAGAGUUAAAUCCUAAAUUUUUUAGUAGAUCACAAAAAUGUUCUCAGGCAUACAAUCAAUACAUGAUUUUCUCACCGCGACAACAACCAAUGAUCAUCUUGUUAAACAUUAACAUAAUCCAUUUACCCUGUUUUCUAUAACAUCUCUAAUACUUUCUCAUGCUUAGAACUAGAAAGUAACUUACAUGGCUAACUAGUAAAAUGGUCAUUCGCCUCAAUAUCGCUUCCUUUUUUGUCUAAAAUUAAUGCAUUAGUAUUCAUAAUAAUCCGAUAAUAAAAGUACAUCCGAGUCUCAUUGGGAUAUGUAAAUGAGUAAAUCAAUUAAGAUUUUGUUUUAUAUUGAUAAGUCCUUACAAUUACUAUAUUAUCACACUGGUUUUGAGACCAUUAGGGACGAGCUGGUUAAACGUCAACCCCUAGACAGUAGAUAGUAAUAUGCGAUCAUCAUGAACUCUUGUAUCUAGAGUGGAAAGUUGCAUGAAAGGUUAUUCCACGACCAAAUUGGCGACAAAGUCAAGUGGGUUGUCAUCUGGGAAAUAAAGAACAUGCUUAGGAGACGUCUUCAAAUAGAUUAGAGUACACAUAGCUACAUCCAUAUGAGCUUGCGAAGGAUCAUGGAUGAAGAAACUCAAAAUGUUGACCGUAUAGGAGAUGUUAGGACGAGAGAUGGUGAUAAAAGAAGAGACCCGCCAAAUGAUGAUAAGAAGAACCAUCAAUAAGAGGACUAAAGUUGGAUCUGGUGAGUUGAUGAUUAUGCUCAACCAAAAAAGCACGAGGGAGAGCAUCGAGGACCCCUCCCUCCUCAAGAAUAGGUAAGACAUAUUUUCGCUGAGUGAGAAUGAUGCCACAAGGAGAUCUAGCAACUUCAAGAGAAAGGAAAUGCUUCAACGUCCUCAAGUGCUUGAUGUUGAAUGAUCAUCGAGGAACCUUUAGAUGUGAGUGUUAAAAUCCAAACCAUUUUCGGCUAAGAGGAUGUCAUCGACGUAGAUGAGAGCCAAAAUGAACGUGGCGCCCUUGUGAAAAAUUAACAAGGUGUGAUAUGCAGGAGAAGCUUGAAAACCAAGCUAACACAGAGCAACUGUGAAUUUAUUAUACCAAUUUUGAGGUGCCUGCUUAAGACCAUAGAUAGACUUAUGGAGAUGAAAAGCAUGAUUAUCAGUUUAUCACCUUUAGCAACAAAGGCAUGAGAGAUAUUCAUGUGAGCUUCUUCCUUAAGAUCCACAUGGAGAAAAGCGUUAUUCACAUCAAGUUGGUGAAUAAACCAUCUAUUAAUGGAAGCUACAAUAAUAGGACCAUAAACAGCGAGAAGCGUUUGAUGGGAGCAAAAGUAUCAUGGUAAUCCACACCUUCAAUCUAAGUGUAACCUUUUGAAACAAACCGAGCUUUAUAUUGCUCAUUGCUACCAUCAUGUCAAUAUUUGAUUUUAAAAACCAAUUAGAGUCAAUGAGAUGCAUAUCGGAAGGAGGAAUGACAAGGCUCCAGGUUCCAUUGACUUUGAGAGCAUGAAUUUCGUGUUCAUAUCGUCCCGCCAACAAGCAUACCUCACGCUUUGAGAGAAGCUUUGAGGAUCAAUGUCUCGAGCGAUCACAAUAAGGAAAGCUUGAUGUUGAGGACUAUGACUUUCAUAAGAAACAUAGUGGGACAACCUGUAGUAAACGUGUAAAGCAUUGUGCAAGUACAUUUCGUAGACAUUGAGGAGGUCAUUUGUGACAUGGAACAUGACCGACUUUGGGAGACGACUGAGCUGGAGUAGGCGUCUCAUUGACCUCACUAAGAGGAGCCAUAGGAAUAGGAGUGAAGGGUGAUCAUGGUGAAAACUGUCAAGCAAAAGAGGCAUCUCGAAGUUAAGAUGACUCAGUAUCGCCUUUAGGAGGUGAAGUCUCGACAGCAGGUUAGUCUUAUGAAGAAAUUUGGGAUGAGCAC